AAAAAAUAUCAAAUGAACAUCGUUUCCCUGAGCCAACACUACGGGAAUUUUGUGAUGAAAUUCAUCAAAAGACUUGCCCAUUGCCAAAAGUUUGCACAGAAAUUCAACGGGAAUGUAAAUCAUCAUUAGAACAAGCCUUACUUACACAUUUAGCAUCAAUGGAAUCUCCUCACGACUUGAUUGAACUUAUAAAAGAUUCUAAAAAACUGACAAAUGAAGAAAAUGACCCACCUCUUGGGAAAUAUAGUAUAUUAGGAAUUUUCGUUCGGCGUUGUUACAUUGAAAGCGAAAAAUUGAUGUUUGAUGAUAUUAGCAGAUUAUAUAAUGCAUUUGUUAAAUAUAAGACUGACAAAAUCGUGUUUUCGAAAAAAGGAAAAGAGAAUAUGGAUUUUUACUACAAGUCUGGUGAAUUCUCUUCCAUUCUUUCAGAAGUUUCACUUCGCUAUCAUAUGUGCAAACAAGAUCUUAUAGCCAAGUGUGAUGCAGAAUCCUUUUCACAUUACAUAAUUACUCAGCUUCGUAAAUAUGGAGGUAUCUUACCUCCCGAGCUUGAAAGCAAACUUCGAGUGAUACAUAAAAGAAUGCCCGAGAUAUCUACAAUAUACUAUAUUGAUUACGUUAAUUGUAUGCAAUCCGGCGAGUACGAAGGUGCACUAACUAAUUUUUACAAAUAUUCGAAUUUUUGUCCAGAGGACGUAGAGAACCGGAAUUGGUAUCAAUAUGUUUUGUUAAACUUGGUGGUCCUUCAUGCAAAAUUUGGACACAAAGAGCAAGCAUUAUUGGCUAUUCGUGAAGCAAUAGAAAUGGCUCGAGAAAACAACGAUCAAGAGUGCCUUCGUUUUGCAUUGAGUUGGCUGUAUCGGCUUAAGUCAAAUGAACCUACUACCACAAAACGGGUAGACGCGACUGAUCAACAGAUGCUCGAUUCACUCAUUAGCAAAGCUAAACAAUCCAACUUCAUCUAUCUGCAAUCACUUGGAGAGCUUGGGAACUCUCAACGUCAAAUUCAACAGGGUGCGUCACCAACGGAGGUUUUUGAAUCUUUGCUUCGAAGCUCUAUUUUGAAUAUGAAUUGCCCAUUCAAGACCAUGCGCUUCCAGGGGCAAUUAUUAAAUGCAAGUGUAUGGCAAAUUUAUGGCAAUGUUGCACUAUCUGCCUUAUAUUCAUCAGAAGUUAUCGAUCAUUCUGAUACUAGUCCAGAAGAUCUUGUAACUGCCUAUUGUCAGAUGGCGGAUCUUCAUGUUUCAUACGGUAAUUAUGAACAAGCUCUUAAAUUGCUUGAAGAGUCUAAAGAAAAGUUCCUUGGAAUACGUAGAGCAACUUUACAAUGGGUUGUUUGCUUGGAAAAAGUUUUGUAUCAAAGGUGCUUUGCAAGAGAUGAACGUGCAAGUAUUGAAGCACUAGAGGUACAACUUCGAGGAAGCUGUCAGGAUGACGAGGUUUUACAUGAUGACUUUAAUUAUAAUCGAGCUUUAUAUCUGGCGAGAAUUGACCGGCCCGAUGAAGCAAUGAAUCUUUUACAUGAGCUUAUACAAAAAAGCUCCAGAUUAGGUUCGCAAAAUCAAAUGCUAGUUGCCAAUUAUCAUCUUAAACUUGCUGAAAUCCGUAUAGACACCGAGGAUCCAACUUCAGCAUUACCCUACGUUUUGAGUGCCUUAUGCAUAAGUGAACGAUUUCAUCAUCAAAGUUGUUAUUUCAUGGCAAAAAUACGGCUUGCUCAGAUAUUGCUUCAUUUUAACUUGGCUGCAAGAGCAAAAACCAUGAUCGAAAAUAUAAUGCCUGUUAUUUUGGCAGAACACACCUUGCGCAUGCAGUCAGUAGGACAUUUCAUUUAUGCUCAAUGCCUUCUUGGAUGCAUUACUCUGGAUGUUAAAGCACAACGUGAACAAUCCAUACCAUGGAAUGACGUUUUAAUUCCUCUUCGCCGCGCACAAACAGGUAUCAUCAUAUUUCUGCUAGGUAUUCGUAAAUUUGAUUAUGUUUAUAAUUAUCUUUUUCUUUCUCCUUGA
This is a messenger RNA of Dentiscutata heterogama, 2009 nucleotides long. NCBI's taxonomy places the organism in Eukaryota, Fungi, Glomeromycota, Glomeromycetes, Diversisporales, Gigasporaceae. The record is from the annotation of a GenBank genome assembly.